ACAAACACAGCCAAACUAACCACAUAUACUCGGUCUAUACAUCAUUUAUGGUCCUCUCUUUAGUUUCCAUCACAUUAGUGUUUAACUUCAGGUCCAUCUCCUCCAUCAUCACCAGUCCCGGUCCCAGUCUCGGUCUCUCGGUACCAGCAUGGUUCUGUCUCCGGUGAACCAGCUCAAAGUGUUCCAGCUGCGGUUCUCGGACCCUGCCCGGUCCUUCUACAGCAGCGGAGACAAGCUGUCCGGCUCCGUGCAGCUGGAGGGGGCUCUGCCCUGCAGGCUGGCCGGCCUCCGGGUCACCGCCGCCGGCUGCGCCCGCGUGGAGCACCGCGGCGGGAAGAAGAGCAGGAACCGGAGCAAGGAGCAGGAGCAGGAGUACCUGAAGUACGAGGAGGAGCUGCGGCUGGACGAACAGCUCUCUACCGACUCUGACGGCUGCUUCCUGCUGGAGCCUGAUAAAACCUACAGCUUCCAGUUCGGCUUCGAGCUUCCUGCCGCCGGGCGUCUGGUGUCGUCCUAUAAAGGGAAGUUCGGCUCCAUUCGUUACUACGUACGGGCGGUGCUGGACAGGCCUUUCCAGGAUGCUUUGAAGUGUGAGAGGGAGUUUGAGGUGGAGGAGCCGCUGGACAUCAACCGACCCGACCUGCUGGCUCCGGCCGCCGCCUCCAAACAGAAAAAGGUCACCUGUAUGUUCAUCCCUGACGGCCAGGUGUCCAUCAACGCUCGCAUCGACAGGAAGGGGUACUGUGAGGGAGAAGAGAUCAACAUCAACGCCAAGUUUGAGAACACCUGCUCACGUAUCGUCGUGCCGAAGGCCGCCAUCAUCGCUAAACACUCGUACCAUGCCAACGGACAGAUCAAGGAGUCGCGUCAGAAGCUGUCGGCGGUCCGAGGAAACCACAUCAUCUCUGGGAUGUGCGACAUGUGGCAGGGGAAGAGCAUCAGAGUCCCCAAACUGAGGCCCACGCUACUCGGCUGUGACAUCAUCAAGGUGGACUACGCCCUCAUGAUCUACCUGCACAUCCCCGGCAGUGAGAAGCUGAUCCUGGAGCUGCCGCUGGUCAUCGGUACGAUCCCGCUCAGCGGCGUCGGUAGCAGGACCAGCAGCAUGAGUAGCCAGGCUGGAUCCCUGAGCAGCUGGUCCUCCUUCCCCUCGGCCCCCCCCAGCUACAGUAACAUCCACAGAGACCUGGCGGUGGACGGCCUCAGGACCCCCCUGCUGCAGGACUACGACGAAGAGGAGGACGAGGGGGGGCUCUUCAUGACGGCACCUGAACGGUGCAACCCUCCCCCUCCCCCCGCGUACAGCGAGGUCGAUCAGGACGCUGUUAACCUUCAUCAGGUGGUUCAGGUCUUCUGAGGACUUCCUGUUCAACCACCAACCGCCCUGUCAGUCACUUUUCAGGGCUGCAACGCUCCCUGAAUAAGAUGACUGCAGUUUCCUGCAAGUGACUCAGCAUGUUUUGAGACUUUAUUCUGUGGAUAAAAACAGAGUAAUUGUUUUGAUGUGAAAAGUGUUUCUAAUAUUUGUUACUCAGCUGAUUGGUUGUUCUUCUGCUAUACUGACAGGAAGUUACAGUUGAAUGGUUGUUUUUCUACUAUACUGACAGGAAGUUACAGUUGUAUAAAUGAUGUAAAUAAGAGCAGAUGUUUAUUUUUUUACUCAAACAAUAAAUCAUUUCAACAUUAAA
Molecule: messenger RNA, 1688 nt
Organism: Sebastes umbrosus (honeycomb rockfish)
Lineage: Eukaryota; Metazoa; Chordata; Actinopteri; Perciformes; Sebastidae
Product: thioredoxin-interacting protein-like
Exons: 7
Coding region: 149-1357 (402 amino acids)
Biological process (GO): protein transport
Cellular component (GO): cytoplasm
Molecular function (GO): ubiquitin protein ligase binding
Source: RefSeq, a predicted model, not a curated record